Messenger RNA from Coregonus clupeaformis (lake whitefish), 1560 nucleotides. Its product is annotated as glucosamine-6-phosphate isomerase 2. The record is from RefSeq and is a predicted model, not a curated record. The coding region runs from base 96 to 923 and encodes 275 amino acids. The transcript has 7 exons. Gene Ontology annotation, cellular component: cytoplasm. Lineage: Eukaryota; Metazoa; Chordata; Actinopteri; Salmoniformes; Salmonidae. Gene Ontology annotation, biological process: N-acetylneuraminate catabolic process; N-acetylglucosamine catabolic process; D-glucosamine catabolic process. Gene Ontology annotation, molecular function: identical protein binding; glucosamine-6-phosphate deaminase activity.
GUGGCGGUAAUGCAACGUUAAUAUUGGAUGCCAACCGCCAUUAAACACAACUGAAGAAGGAGACCAAGCGGAUCUCUCCAUUCAACACCUCCAAAAUGAGACUGGUGAUCCUGGAAGACUAUGACCUGGCCAGUGAAUGGGCAGCCAAAUACAUCCGCAACAGAAUCAUCCAGUUCAAGCCCAGUGCCGACAGAUACUUCACUUUGGGAUUACCCACAGGAAGCACUCCUUUUGGAUGUUAUAAAACACUGAUAGAGUAUCACAAGAAUGGGGACCUCACUUUCAAAUAUGUGAAGACCUUCAACAUGGACGAGUAUGUGGGCCUGCCCCGGGCCCACCCAGAGAGCUACCACUCCUACAUGUGGAACAACUUCUUCAAGCACAUUGACAUUGAUCCAGCGAAUGCCCAUAUCCUGGAUGGCAAUGUCACCGACCUAGAAGCAGAGUGUGAGGCCUUUGAGAAGAAGAUCGCCCAGGCUGGGGGAAUCGACCUGUUUGUGGGGGGAAUCGGACCGGACGGUCACAUUGCUUUCAACGAGCCAGGCUCCAGUCUAGUCUCCAGGACCAGAGUGAAAACCCUGGCGAAGGACACCAUCGUAGCCAACGCCCGUUUCUUUGGCAACAACUUGUCAAAGGUCCCCACCAUGGCCUUGACUGUGGGUGUGGGGACAGUCAUGGAUGCUCGAGAGGUCAUGAUUCUUAUCACAGGAGCCCACAAAGCCUUUGCCCUGUACAAAGCCAUAGAGGAGGGGGUUAACCACAUGUGGACCGUCUCAGCCUUCCAGCAGCACCCGCACACCAUCUUUGUGUGUGACGAGGAUGCCACACUGGAGCUCAGAGUCAAAACGGUCAAGUACUUCAAAGGUUUGAUGCAUGUUCACAACCGACUGGUGGACCCAGUACUCAGCAUAAAGGACCAAUAAUGGAGAAUGGAGUGAAGUCUGAAUUCCAGACCUCCAAAUGGUGAAUGGACCUAGAGUUUUUGGUAGGCUAUAACCAGCAAGACAAAGUGCCAGGGAGAUUGUCAGCACUUCAGUUGAGGGGCUAUGGUUUAAGGCUACCAUAACAACUACCCAAGCAUUAAAGUGCAUGAGACUUGCUGGCAUUCAUAACCUUUUCCUCCAUAGACAUUAACUGUCAUUGGCUGUUUUUCAGCUUGUUUACAGUCAAUUAGGGUAAUAUGAAGGCUAACUGUAAAUGCCCCCUCAGCUGAUAUGUUAAAGAUGCCAUGAAUUCUCAUACACCACUGUUACCGAUUUUAUAUUAUGAGGUCAGACCCUUUGCCGUAUUAGUCUCAAACAUGUAUUGGGUCACUGCAUUGUCAAGGGAACUUGUUCAUCACAUUCUAGCAUCCAACCACUCAGCUACAACUCAAGGAUGCGUCUUCACACUAAACACUUCUCCACUCAUCUGCCUUCUCGACUCAUCUUCCUUCUUCCAUCUGCACAAUCUAGAUACGGGAUGGAGGAAAGCAAAAUGCUUAGACCAGAUCAGAUGAAAAAAGGAGUUAUCAAGUAAAGCCACUUUGGGUUAUAGAGACUUGUCACUUUGAGCCAUUUA